Messenger RNA from Vicia villosa (hairy vetch), 645 nucleotides. Its product is annotated as AT-hook motif nuclear-localized protein 17-like. Bases 1 to 645 code for a protein of 214 amino acids. The record is from RefSeq and is a predicted model, not a curated record. Lineage: Eukaryota; Viridiplantae; Streptophyta; Magnoliopsida; Fabales; Fabaceae. Gene Ontology annotation, cellular component: nucleus. Gene Ontology annotation, molecular function: DNA-binding transcription factor activity; minor groove of adenine-thymine-rich DNA binding. The transcript has a single exon.
AUGGAUAGACGCCCACCGUUCUCUCUCACCCAAAAUUCCUCUAUCACAUUGGGAACUAAGAGAGGGUUCAUAGCCUCAAACACCACCACCAUCACCACCACCAACAAUGGUGGGAUCCUCUCUCAAAAUUUAAGAGAGAAUCCUAUCAAAAAACCGAGGGGUAGACCUAAGGGCUCAAAGAAUAGGCCAAAACCACCGGUUAUUAUUAAGGAGAAUAAUGAAACUCUCAUGGAAUCGAUUCUCAUCGAGAUCCCUCCUGGAAGAGACAUCGUAGAGCCUCUCAUCAAGUUGGCUUUGUCUCGUCAAGCUCGAAUCAUUGUGUUGAGUGGUUCUGGUCUUGUCUCGGAGGUCAGUUUUCUCCACCCAGUAACCCGUGCUUCGGGUAUCCCCCUCGAAGGAGUGUUUCGUAUGACAUCUUUCUAUGGAACUUUUGCCAGUGCCAACACUGAUCGCUUUCGUCCACAGUUCACGAGCCCGAAUUCACCGAAUUCUCAUUUCUCGAUUUUCCUUUGUGGCAAUCAAGGAAAAGUGUUUGGUGGAGUUGUUGGUGGGAGGGUUAUAGCUGCUGGGGCUGUUUUGAUUUCUGCCGCUCUUGUUAAGAAUCCUACAUUUGAUAGGUUGGGCAUCAAUGCAACAUUAGGCUAA